ACCUCCAUGGAUCUACUUGUGGUUCUGCUGCUCUGUCUCUCCUGUUGGCUUCUCCUUUCUCUCUGGAAACAGAAUCCUGAGAAGGGGAAGCUCCCGCCUGGCCCUCAUCCUCUCCCUUUUAUUGGAAAUAUCCUACAGAUAGAUGUGAAGAACAUCGGCAAAUCUUUAUGCAGUCUCUCAAAAACCUAUGGCCCGGUUUUCACUCUGUAUUUGGGCAUGAAGCCUGUUGUUGUGCUGCAUGGAUAUAAGGCAGUGAAGGAAGCCCUGAUUGAUCUAGGAGAAGAGUUUUCUGCAAGAGGAAGUUUCCCAUUAGCUGAAAGAAUUAAUAAUGGGCAUGGAAUCCUUUUCACCAAUGGAAAGACAUGGAAGGAGAUACGGCGCUUCUCCCUCAUGACCCUGCGGAAUUUGGGGAUGGGGAAGAGUGGCCUUGAGAGCAGAGUUCAAGAGGAAGCCUACCACCUUGUAGAAGAGUUGAAAAAAACCAACGCUUUACCCUAUGACCCCACUUUUAUCCUGGGCUGUGCUUCCUGCAAUAUGGUCUGCUCCAUUAUUUUCCAGAAUCGUUUUGAUUAUACAGAUCAGACCUUAAUUGGCUUCCUGGAAAGAUUUAAUGAAAACAGCAAGAUUUUGAGCUCCCCAUGGAUCCAGGUCUACAAUAUUUUCCCUGCUCUCAUUGACUAUCUCCCAGGAAGUCAUCACAAAAUAUAUGAAAAUCUUGCUUAUACAAAAAAUUAUAUUUUGGAGAAGAUGAAAGAACAUCAAGAAUCCUUGGACACUAACAAUCCUCGGGACUUCAUUGAUUAUUUCUUGAUCAAAAAAGAACAGGAAAACCACAAUCAGCAGUUGGAGUUCACUUGUGAAAACCUGGUAGCCACUGCAAGUGAUUUGUUUGGAGCUGGGACAGAGACAACAAGCACCACCCUAAGAUAUGCUCUGUUGCUCCUGCUGAAACACCCGGAAGUCACAGCUAAAAUCCAGGAAGAGAUUGACUGUGUAAUUGGCAGACACCGGAGCCCCUGCAUGCAGGACAGGAGCCGAAUGCCCUACACGAAUGCAGUGUUGCAUGAGGUCCAGAGGUACAUUGACCUUAUCCCAGUCGACGUGCCUCAUGCAGUGACCUGUGAUGUUAAAUUCAGAAACUAUGUCAUCCCCAAGGGCACAAACAUAUUAAUAUCAAUGACUUCUGUGCUACAUGAUGACAAAGAAUUCCCCAACCCAGAGAUAUUUGACCCUGCCCAUUUUCUGGAUGAUAGUGGCAACUUUAAGAAGAGUGACUACUUCAUUCCUUUCUCAGCAGGAAAACGGAUGUGUGUGGGAGAAAGCCUGGCCCGUAUGGAGCUGUUUUUAUUCCUGACCUCCAUUCUACAGAAUUUUACCCUGAAACCUGUGGUCGACAUAAAGGACCUUGACACCACGCCCAUCACCAAUGGGUUUCAACAUAUCCCACCCCCCUACCAGCUGUGCUUCAUUCCUUUGUGAGGAAGGGCAGACCGUCUGGCUGCUGCUGUGCUGUUGUAAUUCCUCCUCCUCUUGGGUGUCACCCACCUCCUUCUCACUACUGGGGAUGCUUUCUGUGACCUCUCACCUCAUAAUUCCCUGUUGCCUCCACACACACUGAACAUCCAGCCUCCAUUAAAGGAGAGUUUCCAGAAUUUCAUUGCACAAA
This is a messenger RNA of Suricata suricatta (meerkat), 1666 nucleotides long. Its product is annotated as cytochrome P450 2C41-like. Lineage: Eukaryota; Metazoa; Chordata; Mammalia; Carnivora; Herpestidae. The coding region runs from base 7 to 1479 and encodes 490 amino acids. The transcript has 9 exons. Gene Ontology annotation, cellular component: cytoplasm; intracellular membrane-bounded organelle. Gene Ontology annotation, biological process: xenobiotic metabolic process. Gene Ontology annotation, molecular function: oxidoreductase activity, acting on paired donors, with incorporation or reduction of molecular oxygen, reduced flavin or flavoprotein as one donor, and incorporation of one atom of oxygen; heme binding; iron ion binding. The record is from RefSeq and is a predicted model, not a curated record.